AUGGGGCUGCAGCCCCUGGAAUUCAGCGACUGCUACCUCGACAGCCCGUGGUUCCGGGAGAGGGUCCGCGCCCACGAAGUGGAGCUCGAGAGGACUAACAAGUUCAUCAAGGAGCUCAUCAAGGACGGCAAGAACCUCAUCGCGGCGACCAAGAGUCUUUCGGCAGCCCAGCGGAAGUUUGCUCACUCGCUCAGAGACUUUAAAUUUGAGUUUAUCGGCGAUGCGGAGACCGAUGACGAACGCUGCAUCGAUGCUUCCUUGCGUGAAUUUUCCAACUUUUUGAAGAACCUGGAAGAACAGAGGGAAAUCAUGGCAUUGAGUGUAACUGAAACCCUGAUUAAACCCUUGGAAAAAUUCAGGAAAGAGCAACUGGGAGCUGUAAAGGAAGAAAAAAAGAAGUUUGACAAAGAGACAGAGAAGAACUACAGCCUAAUUGAUAAACAUUUGAAUUUAUCAGCAAAAAAGAAAGACUCACAUUUGCAAGAGGCAGACGUCCAAGUGGAGCAGAACCGGCAGCAUUUUUACGAACUGUCUCUCGAAUAUGUGUGUAAGCUGCAGGAAAUCCAAGAAAGGAAGAAGUUUGAAUUCGUGGAGCCUAUGCUGUCAUUUUUUCAGGGAAUGUUUACUUUCUAUCAUCAGGGCCAUGAACUUGCCAAAGACUUUAAUCACUACAAAAUGGAACUGCAGAUCAACAUUCAGAACACUCGGAAUCGUUUUGAAGGAACGAGAUCGGAAGUGGAAGAGCUUAUGAACAAAAUCCGACAGAACCCCAAGGACCACAAGCGCGCCAGCCAGUUCACGGCCGAAGGCUACCUGUAUGUGCAGGAGAAAAGGCCUGCCCCAUUCGGGUCCAGCUGGGUCAAACACUACUGCAUGUAUCGGAAGGCGGCCAAGAAGUUCAACAUGAUCCCGUUUGAGCACAGAUCCGGUGGGAAACUGGGGGAUGGCGAGGUGUUCUUCCUGAGAGAAUGUACCAAGAGGCACACAGACUCCAUAGACAGAAGAUUCUGUUUUGACGUAGAAGUUGCUGACCGGCCCGGCGUGGCCCUGACCAUGCAGGCGUUUUCAGAAGAGGAGAGGAAGCAGUGGCUGGAAGCUCUGGGUGGAAAAGAAGCUCUGCUCCAUAGUUUUAAUAGAGCCAUCGUCCCAAGACCAGAAGGAAGUGCACAGUUGGAUAAAAUGGGAUUCACAAUUCUCAAAAAGUGCAUCAGUGCAGUUGAAACACGAGGUAUAAAUGACCAAGGAUUGUACAGAGUUGUGGGGGUGAGUUCAAAGGUCCAGAGACUUCUCAGUUUGUUGAUGGAUGUAAAAACCUGCAAUGAGUUGGACCUGGAGAAUUCUAGCGAGUGGGAAGUGAAGACAAUAACGAGUGCCCUGAAGCAGUAUUUGAGGAGUCUUCCGGAGCCUCUCAUGACCUAUGAGUUACACGGGGAUUUCAUUGUUCCAGCCAAAAGUGGGAGUCCAGAAUCUCGUGUUAAUGCUAUCCAUUUCUUGGUGCAUAAACUGCCAGAGAAAAAUAAAGAGAUGUUGGACAUCUUGGUGAAACACUUAACAAAUGUUUCAAACCACUCCAAGCAGAACCUGAUGACCGUGGCAAAUUUGGGAGUGGUGUUUGGACCAACUCUGAUGAGGCCACAGGAGGAAACUGUUGCUGCCAUCAUGGACUUGAAGUUCCAGAACAUUGUUGUGGAAAUCCUAAUUGAAAACUACGAAAAGAUUUUUCGGACACUGCCUGAUGCCACACCCCCUGAGUCAGUCUCACAGUCACCCCCAAAUGCUCCACCAAGACAAUCGAAGCGACAAGGCCAGAGGACCAAGAGACCUGUGGCUGUGUAUAAUCUCUGUCUUCAACUGGAAGAUGGGGACAGCCCUAACCCUUCAAAGGAGGACACGCCCACCAGCAGUCUGGACUCACUUUCCUCCCCGUCUCCCACGACGGCCACUGUCCAGGGGCUCCCUGGGCCAGACAGAAACCACCUAGUCGCUGACGGGGACUGGGCAUCCACUGCCGCAAGCCAGACCCGACCACCGAUGGUCCAGUGGCUUAACCCACAGUCUCCGACCGCACUGAGCUGCAGCCCAGCUGCUACCCCUCCUUCACCCAAGUUGUCACCUUUCCUUUCCUGUCCUCCUGCCGCCCCAGCAGACAAGCCACCGGAAAGCGUUACCAGUCGGAAGGCUCGAGCGGUGUAUCCGUGUGAAGCAGAGCACAGCUCCGAGUUGUCGUUCGAAAUAGGAGCGAUUUUUGAAGAUGUACAAACCUCGAGGGAACCUGGCUGGCUAGAAGGGACUCUGAAUGGCAAGAGGGGGCUGAUUCCACAGAAUUACGUCAAGCUGCUCUAG
Pipistrellus nathusii (Nathusius's pipistrelle) is the source of this 2343-nucleotide messenger RNA. The record is from the annotation of a GenBank genome assembly. NCBI's taxonomy places the organism in Eukaryota, Metazoa, Chordata, Mammalia, Chiroptera, Vespertilionidae.